This is a messenger RNA of Prunus dulcis (almond), 894 nucleotides long. RefSeq lists its product as uncharacterized. The transcript has 6 exons. NCBI's taxonomy places the organism in Eukaryota, Viridiplantae, Streptophyta, Magnoliopsida, Rosales, Rosaceae. Bases 22 to 750 code for a protein of 242 amino acids. The record is from RefSeq and is a predicted model, not a curated record.
ACAAACACUAGCAGAGUGUACAUGAGAGAAGAAGAGGUGUGUGAUGUGGUGGUGGGUUUCGAGAUGGCUGAGACGACGACGUUUCUGAGCAACAGAUACUGGGUACUGAGGCACGGCAAGAGCAUUCCGAAUGAGAGAGGCAUCAUUGUUUCCUCCAUGGAAAAUGGUACGCGCCCAGAAUAUCAAUUGGCGCCAGAAGGUGUGAGUCAGGCACAGUUGGCUGGGCAAUUGUUCCAAAAGGUACUUGAGGAAAAUAACAUACCGAUUGAAAAUGUUUGCAUUUGCUACUCUCCGUUUUCGAGAACAACUCACACUGCUCAAGUAGUUGCAUCUGUCUUGAACGUUCAAUUUGAGGGUGCUCAAUGUAAGGUGAUGGAAAAUCUUCGUGAACGCUCCUUUGGUCCUUCAUAUGAGCUUCUGUCACAUGAUAAAUAUCACGAUAUAUGGGCUCUUGAUGAGAAAGAUCCAUUCACCAAGCCAGAAGGAGGAGAAAGUGUCAAUGAUGUUGCAUGUAGACUUGCAGAAGCUAUUGCAACUUUGGAGUCACAAUUUCAAGGGUGCACCAUCUUAGUUGUUAGUCAUGGCGAUACCCUACAAAUCUUGCAGACAAUCCUGAAUGCUGCUAAGCUAAAUGCAGGAUCCAUUUACAAUGACUUGGCAUCGAGAAUUCAAGCAGUUCAAACCCCUCCCGUCCUGUCACAGCACCGAAAAUUUUCCCUGCUUACUGCAGAGCUCCGGGCAGUUAUAUGAGUAUUACCUCUGAAGAAACUUUCAGCUUUUUCUUUGUAAGUUCUGAAAAACUGGGAUAGUGUCAUUGAAAAGGAUUAAAAUAACAUUUAUACAUGUCAUUAACGAAGAAAUAUCAUGUCACUUUGGACUUGUUAAAUGGUUUUA